Alternaria conjuncta is the source of this 1137-nucleotide messenger RNA. RefSeq lists its product as uncharacterized. The coding region runs from base 1 to 1137 and encodes 378 amino acids. Lineage: Eukaryota; Fungi; Ascomycota; Dothideomycetes; Pleosporales; Pleosporaceae. Gene Ontology annotation, molecular function: hydrolase activity, acting on ester bonds. The record is from RefSeq and is a predicted model, not a curated record. The transcript has 2 exons. Gene Ontology annotation, biological process: phospholipid catabolic process.
AUGAUUACUCCACUCGUUUCAUCUCUAGCACUUCUAGCGACCCUGAACCCCGUACAAGCCCAAAGCACAUUUCCAGGGAAAGCCUUCGACCGUAUAGCCAUAAUAUGGCUUGAAAAUACCGAUUACGACCUCGCAGCAGGAGACCCAAAUCUUGCAUGGCUCACAAAGAAAGGCAUCAGCCUCACGAAUUACUUCGCAGUAACCCAUCCUUCCAUGCCCAACUAUGCAGCUGCCAUAUCAGGCGACUACUACGGUAUCAACCAUGAUGACAUGGUCGCCAUUCCCUCCAACGUAUCCACCUUGGUAGACCUACUGGAAGACAAAGGUGUUAGCUGGGGCGAGUACCAAGAAGACAUGCCUUCAGUAGGUUUCCAAGGGAAAUCGUACACGAACCCUAAAACCGGAGCGAACAUGUAUGUGCGCAAGCACAACCCAGCUGUGUUGUACGAUUCCGUGGCGCAAAAGACGGAGAGGCUGGCAAAGACAAAACCCUUGACCAUGUUCAAAGAAGAUAUGGACAAGAACCAGUUGCCGCAGUGGAUGUUUAUCACCCCUAAUAUGACGAGCGACGGCCACGACUCCACCGUAACCGUAGCAGGAACCUGGACGCGCAACUUCCUCGAACCCCUCCUCACCAACAAGAACUUCAUGAACAACACCCUCGUCAUGGUAACCUUCGACGAGAACCAUUCCUACGGGCAGCAAAACCGCGUCGUGGCCAUACUUCUAGGCGAUGCCGUGCCCGCCAGCUUGGUCGGCACCACAGACAACACGUACUACAACCACUACAGCGAGAUCGCCACUGUACAAGCAAACUGGGGCUUACGUACGCUGGGCCGCUGGGACGUUGGCGCAAACGUGUUCAAGUUUGUCGCGGAAAAGACGGGUGAUAAGGUUCGAGCUUGGUCGGGUAAAGUUCCGUUGAGCAACAUGUAUUUCAAUGCGUCGUAUGCGGGCAAGUUGAGCAACAAGAACAAGUCGGUUCCUUGGCCUGUUCCCAACACGGAUGCGGUGUAUGCGGGGAGGGCUGUGUUGCCGGCUAUUGCUGAUACGUGGGGGAAGCAGGUUGGGCAGUCUGCGUAUACGACUGCGUUGGAGAUUCCGGAUGGCAUGCAUCCGGAGGCUGAGUUCAAGUAG